AUGGCUGAACUACGUGAUCAGGUUUCCCAGUACAUAGGUUUUGAACCUAACAAAAUUCGUCUUCCAAUCACAGAAGAGGAUAGACAGGUAUUUUGUAAAAUAAUAACAGAACAGGAAGGAAUGACAGAUAUUGUAAUAGAUGACUAUCGAUUUUUACAACAACAUGGGCAUAAUGGUAAGGGAAGUGAAUCCAUUCAUAUUGGAUGGUUAUUAGCAUGUAUGAUAGCCCACGCUGAAAAGAUCUUAAUAAAUCCACCCAAAGAUUUAUCAGAAAAGGUAUUAGCUCACAUCGAAAAAAGAUUCAAAGAAGUCCUACUUGCGCCAGUACUUAUAUG
Molecule: messenger RNA, 335 nt
Organism: Funneliformis geosporum
Lineage: Eukaryota; Fungi; Glomeromycota; Glomeromycetes; Glomerales; Glomeraceae
Source: the annotation of a GenBank genome assembly